GAAGAGAUCGCCCCUCUUCCAUCUUUUAAAAAGUGGCCGACGAACGAGGUCGCAGUCAGUGGACAUUGAACCGCUCAAUUGCUCAGACUGUAAGGUGUGCAGUGUCUACAAGCUUCUAACAUUUGACGUGACGAUGUGGUAUUAUUUUUGUGCGCUUUUGGCGGGUAUAGCGACCCUCGUUUAUUGGUACCUCCGCAAUCAGUUCUUGUUUUGGGAGAGACUGAAGGUCCCGUUCGUGAAACCGCAUUGGCCGUACGGAAGCAUAGCGGAGUUCGCCAAGGGUAAAAGGUCAGCGGGCGAGGUAUACGCGGAUCUGUACAGAAAAUUGAAAAGCCAAAGAUUCGGAGGGAUAUGGAAUCUGUCAGCGCCUUCCCUGCUCGUCUGCGAUCCGGAGUUACUCCGCGACGUGUUGAUAAAGAAUUUCGGAACGUGGCCAGGCCGUGGGAUAAGCUUCAACGAGGACGUUGAUCCGUUAUCGGCGCAUAUGGUCAAUUUUACCGGCAAAAAAUGGAAGUCGAUAAGAACGAAAAUGUCGCCGACAUUCAGUACGGCGAAAUUGCGAAACAUGCAUUACCUUCUUCUGGAGUGCGGUAACGACUUGAAAAAUUAUUUAGAAAGCGUCGUCGCCGGUGCCGAUGGGAACGUAGAAGCCAGAGAUAUGGGUGCGAAAUUUACCACCGACGUAAUAGGUUCUUGCGGUUUCGGUAUUAAGAUGAACUCGUUGAACGACGAGGACGCGGAGUUCAGGAAAAUGGGGAGAAAAAUUUUCGAACUAACGCUGAGAAACAAAUUGAUCAGAACGUUGCAACUGUUUUUUCCCGGUCUCUUCAAACUGCUGAAAAUCGCGAUAACCUCGCGAGAGAUAACCGACUUCUUCGUAGGAAUCACGAAGGAAACCUUCGAACACCGCGAGAAAAAUAAUAUACAAAAACACGACUUCAUGGACCUCCUCAGAAAUCUGAGGAACACCGAUCAGCCGUCGAAGAACAACGACGACGAUUUGGAAUACACCGACGAACUUCUGGCCGCACAAGCCUUCUUAUUUUUCAGCGGUGGCUUCGAGACCAGUUCAACGACGAUCGGUUACUGUCUCCACGAACUGGCCGUAAACAAAAACGUUCAAAAGCGUCUGCGGGACGAAAUCGAGGGAGCUAAAGCUUCGGCGAAUGGGGAAGAAAUUUCUUGGGACGCCCUGAAGAACAUGACCUACCUGGACAUGGUGGUUCAAGAGACACUUCGGAAAUAUCCCCCGUUCCCGAUUCUCGUCCGUGUGUCCGAGAAGCCUUACGAAAUUCCCAGAACGGACAUCGUGUUGCCAUCGGGAACCCACGCGAUCGUUCCGAUUUACGGGAUUCAUAACGAUCCGGAUUAUUUUCCCGAACCGGAGAAGUUCAUUCCGGAAAGGUUUACCGAGGAAGCGAAAAGUCAACGGCAGGCUUUCACUUAUCUCCCGUUCGGGGGUGGACCCCGACUGUGCAUAGCCCAGCGAUUGGCGGAGCAGAUGGUGAAACUGGCGAUCUUCAAGAGCAUUGAAAAUUUCGAAUUCUCCCUCCGCGACGAGUCGCAGGCUCGCGUAAAGAUCGACCCCAGAGCCUUGAGAUUUCUCGAGCCCGAGAACGGGGUUCGGUUACGAGUGACGAGGAUCUCGUAGAUACGAGGAGAUCGCCAACGAUCCCCGGUGCAGUGCCACCGACAAGGACCCGAAUUUCGCGUCAAUGUUUCAAGGACUGCCGAAAAAAAAAAAGAAAAAAAAAAAAAAAACAUUGAUCGACCGAAGAACGAAUAAAAUUUCAACGAUAUACACCCGACUCUCGCGUGCCUCGAACGACGACAGAAAAGAGUUAUUCAUUGUAACCGCGAACAAAAGCGAGCUCGAUAAAAUAGCGCCGAAAAAGUAUAUAUCGCGUCGAUGAGCGUGAUAUCAUUAACUCGAUACGCGUUGCAUUCCAACAAUGAAUUUCGCCUCUUCAUGCAGUCGUCGUCGCGAUAAAAAACCACAUCCGAUUCGAUCCGCCCGGCCACGAACACUAGUUCGGAAAGUCGGGUGGCGUACGCGUAUGUAUAUUUCUGUGUUAUUCAUCUAUUUCGUUACUUCGUUUUUUCUCUAUUUGGCUCGUUAGGUACUGUACUUUUUUACAACACCAACUUUUGUUUCAUUUUAUCGUCGAGAAGAACCUGAGCGUGUGAUAAUAAUAAUAAAAGAAAAAAAAAAAAGAAAAG
Messenger RNA from Athalia rosae (coleseed sawfly), 2220 nucleotides. RefSeq names its product probable cytochrome P450 6a14. NCBI's taxonomy places the organism in Eukaryota, Metazoa, Arthropoda, Insecta, Hymenoptera, Athaliidae. The record is from RefSeq and is a predicted model, not a curated record. Bases 134 to 1651 code for a protein of 505 amino acids. The transcript is spliced from 4 exons. Gene Ontology annotation, molecular function: iron ion binding; monooxygenase activity; heme binding.